UUGUGAAAUGAAGUUACUUCAACUUUCAGUCUCCUAGGGGGUCCAAAAUAACUGAAAAUAAGUGUAGUGGGAGUAAGAAAGGAAUACACCUGGAGAGAUAGAAGGAUGUACUCAGAAAGUGAGAUGAAUAGAUUAAUGAAUUCAGAGGCAUUACAGUUCCAAGUGAUGGCAGGGUCCAGGAUUUGGCCAUGAGAGUGGUCAAAAGGAUGUGAAGUGAAGGUCAUUAGAAUCGAAGAAGUCGGAAAAAUGAAAGAUGAAGGUAUGGAAUGAUGGGUCAUUCACAUAGUCAUUGAAGCUGUUUUGAAAACUGGCAAGCCUGGGGACAGAGAGAAACACUGGGAUUCAGGUGUCAAAGCCUUCAAUAAACUAGGGGAAGUAACUGGGAUAUUGGCAGAUGGAAGGGAUGAGCAGAGGUUGAAUGUGGUAGAAUUAAAUGACAUAAGUCUCUGUUUUUUCCUGCCUUUGUAAUUUGGUCUGACAAACAACUGAUGGAGUGCUUGCGUGGCUCUGCCAAGGUAGAGAGAGUCAUAUGAUGGAUAUUUCUAUUGACGAGCCCUGAAAGAUACAGUUCUUGAUUUUCACAUAGUGAAAUGUUUAGAGGAAAGAGUUGAACUAGAAGAGCCAGAUAUUCUUCUUGAUUGCCAGUUCAUCCCAACUGGUAGUAGUUGACUGUAGUGUCAUUUUAAGGAUUCUGAACCCUCUCAAGCUGAGUAGGAAAGAGAAAUAGGACAAUUAUCAAUGUCUUUGUGUGAGGAGGAGUGGGAUAUAACCAUCUGUUUGAGCACAUUCAGACAAAUAGUACUAGGGCGACUUAAUCUCUCAGAGGUUUUGGGGCUGGAGUUGAUGUGGUAUAAAUGGAUUUUUGCUAGAGAUAAGACUGACUAUUUUGUCUGCUGAGGGUUUGGAAUGAGAAUAUGGAGUUUGCAUAUGAGAAUUUUGCAUGCUACUUGUUUUUCUUAAGGCAUUGUAUUACAUGCUCCAUAUACAUUGACUAUUCCUUAUGAAAACCCUGAAAAUUGAGUAUUAGCUACAUUUUGUACAUGAGAAGACUGAGGCUCAGAGAGGUUAAGUAAUUUGCUCAAGAUUACACAGCAGAUGAGUAGUGGGGCCAGAAUUAAAAUCUUAGCCUAUCUGCCUCCACAGCUGACAUUCUUGUCAGGCUACCAUAAUCUGGGUGACAUUUAUAUGAGCGUGGUUCUUUUAUAGGCCUCACCAUGUGGAUGCCUCCAGAGCAGAACCAAAGCUGGGUGUCUGAAUUUAUCCUGUUUGGCUUUUCCGGUGACCCCACCUCCAACAGGAUCCUCUUCUUUGCCUUCCUUCUCCUGUACCUGAGCUCAAUCCUGGGCAAUGGGCUUAUCAUCACUCUGAUCUGCCUGGAUUCACAUGUCCACACUCCCAUGUACUUCUUUCUCUGUAUCCUCUCCCUACUGGACAUGGGCUGCGUCACCACCACCAUGCCCCAAAUGCUGGUGCACCUUCUUGCUCACUCUCAGACUAUCUCUUUUGCUAGCUGUUGGCUGCAGAUGUACGUGUUUGGUGCUCUGGGCCUGACUGAGUGCAUCUUCUUUGUGGUCAUGGCCUAUGACCGAUAUGUGGCCAUUUGCUACCCACUGCGUUAUACUGUUAUCCUCAGCUGGGACCUGUGUACACGACUGGCAGCUCAGACCUGGGCCUGUGGCUUCUUCUUCUCUCUCAUUCACACCUUCCUCACCAUGAGGCUGCCCUACUGUGGGCCCAACAUUGUCAACCACUACUUCUGUGAAGGCCCCUCAGUAAGGAGCUUGGCUUGCAUGGACACCCAACUCAUUGAGAUGGUGGACCUGGUCAUCAGUGUGUUUGUGCUUGUUACUCCACUCUCCCUCAUUUUGGCCUCUUAUAUUCAUAUUGCUCUUGCCAUUCUCAAGAUCAAGUCCACCAGGGGCCGUUGCAAGGCCUUCUCCACCUGUGCUGCCCACCUGACUGUGGUCACACUCUUCUAUGCUCCAGCCACUUACAUCUAUAUGAGACCCAAGUCCAGCUACUCCUCUGAACGUGACAAACAGAUAUCACUCUUUUACAAUGCCUUCACUACACUGCUCAAUCCUGUGGUUUAUAGUCUGAGGAACAAGGACAUCAAGGGAGCUUUUCUCAAGGUGAUGGAACGUGGCAGGGUGACCUGCUGAACUGGGAUCCAAAAGAUGCCUGGGGUAGAAUGUCCAAAGCUGAGUAUUAGUUUUAUCAUUUCUGUAAAGAAGGCUGUUGGAGUUUUGAUUGGGAUUGCAUUGAAUCUACAGAUCGGUUUGGGUAGUGUUGACAUCUUAACAAUAUUAAUUCUUCCAAUCCAUGAACAUGGAACAUCUUUCCACUUAUUUAAGUCUUCUCUAAUCUCUCUCAGUAGUAUUUUAUAAUUUUCACUCUAUAAGUCCUUCACGUUCCUGGCUAAAUUUAUUCCUAAGUAUUUUAUUCUCUUAGAUGAUAUUAUAAAUUGAAUUGUUUACAACUCCUAAUUUCUCUUUCAGAUUUCUCACUGCCGGUGUAUAGAAACACGGCUGA
Messenger RNA from Loxodonta africana (African savanna elephant), 2532 nucleotides. RefSeq names its product olfactory receptor 2A12-like. The transcript has a single exon. The coding region runs from base 1215 to 2162 and encodes 315 amino acids. Lineage: Eukaryota; Metazoa; Chordata; Mammalia; Proboscidea; Elephantidae. The record is from RefSeq and is a predicted model, not a curated record. Gene Ontology annotation, cellular component: plasma membrane. Gene Ontology annotation, molecular function: olfactory receptor activity; G protein-coupled receptor activity. Gene Ontology annotation, biological process: G protein-coupled receptor signaling pathway; detection of chemical stimulus involved in sensory perception of smell.